Messenger RNA from Pararge aegeria (speckled wood butterfly), 1321 nucleotides. RefSeq names its product MYG1 exonuclease. The record is from RefSeq and is a predicted model, not a curated record. Lineage: Eukaryota; Metazoa; Arthropoda; Insecta; Lepidoptera; Nymphalidae. The transcript is spliced from 6 exons. Bases 203 to 1282 code for a protein of 359 amino acids. Gene Ontology annotation, cellular component: nucleus; cytoplasm.
UUGAAAUAAAGAAAAAUACCCAAAGCUAAAAUUUAGAAACUUAAAGCAAAAACGGUAGAACCGUUACAAUCACUGUGUAUUGUAGUUUCUUUGGUCUUUUUUGUAAGUAAUAAUUGCUAUAAUAAACAGUUAAUCUGUUUAACCUCUGUGCUGUAACCAUGCUACUUGGUUAGGUUAUUCUUACAGCUCGCUUGGUGUAGUAAUGUUUAAGAAUAUUUAUAAACUUAGUAAAUUGUGUAAAAAAUCCAGUUUUCGUUAUUUUAGUGCUAACAUAAACUUGUUAAAAUAUCAAAACAUGAAGAUUGGUACCCAUGAUGGAGUCUUCCACUGCGAUGAGGUCCUUGCAUGCUUUAUGCUCAAGCAGCUACCAGAAUAUAAAGAUGCUGAAAUCGUCAGAAGUAGGGACCCAGAGAAGCUCAGUACCUGUGACAUAGUGGUGGAUGUAGGAGCCGAGUUUGAUCAUCAGAAGAAACGUUACGAUCACCACCAGAGGGAGUUUAAAGAGACGUUAAGCACUUUACGACCGGAGCUGGGAGACAAAUAUAAAAUUAAAUUAAGUUCAGCGGGAUUGGUUUACACGUUCUAUGGUGAAGAUGUACUUAAACAGCUUGCACCCAAAGGGCAUCUAUUGACUUCAGAAGAUCUACGUUUAAUAUACAAGAAAGUGUACGAGAACAUAGUCGAAGAGAUGGACGCUAUAGAUAAUGGUGUCCCGCUGACAGACGAUAAGCCGCGGUACAAAAUAAGAACCCAUCUUAGUGCUAGGGUGCACAGAUUAAAUCCAGAGUGGAAUUCCCAAUCGAAUUCUAAUGUCGAUGAAAUUUUCGUUAAAGCAAUGGCUCUGGUUAGUGAAGAGUUUCUGUACACCGUUAACUAUUUCAUAUCAGUGUGGCUUCCAGCGAGGGAUUAUGUCAAGUCAGCGUUGGAAGAAAGAUCCGAAGAUCAUGAAUCGGGUGAAAUUGUGGUAUUCAAAGAAAGGUUCCCGUGGAAAGAGCAUCUGUUUGACCUGGAACAGGAAUUAGGGUUGGUUGGUGAAAUAAAAUUUGCAAUAUUCAACGAUAAAAUUGAUUCCUGGAGAGUCCAAGCGGUGCCUGUGGAACCAAACAGCUUUGUUACCAGGAAACCCCUGAACAAGAGCUGGUGGGGAGUCCGCGAUGACCAGCUAAGCAAGGCGGCUGGUAUAAAGGGCUGCAUCUUCUGCCACAGCACCGGCUUCAUCGGUGGCAACACCACGAAAACAGGCGCCUUGGCAAUGGCCAUAAACAGCUUGAACGCUGUAUAAGAUGCUUUGAACAAUAUAUCCUAAAUUUAUUAAUAAAAU